GCCCGCGGACGGACUGACCGAGUCCUGCGAGUCAUGCGAGCAGGCGGAAGCGAGAGCGCCAUGGCUCGGAUCUAGAGCUCGGCUCACAGAACCAGCCAGUGCUCGCGAUCGGUCCCGGCCAGCAUCCCGAUCCCGAUCCGGAUGGUGCUGGAGGCUGCGAGGACAGGCCAGCCCAGCCAGCGUGCGAGCCCGGGAGCUCAUCGAUCUCCAUGACCUCGAGCAGCAGGCAGUAUCAUGAGCCGAGGGGCAUGCGCUGGCACCCUGUGCCAGUCUCGAGGAGGCACCGGGGUUCGAAGGAAAGAAGGGGAACGCUGAUCGCUAGACUAUCCCAAACACGUCUCAUGUUCCGAUCUUGACAGUGGUGCUCGUGGGGAUCCGAGGGAGCGCCAAUCGGGUCGAGGCGCUGCGGGUCCGCAUGGAUCCGUGUCCGAGAGACUAGAUCUGCAGGCAGUCGCCCCGGCUAGUGGUCAUAGCUUGCUGCAAGCGUCUGCGGGCAGGCCGUGCGCGAUCGGAACUUCAGCGAGAGGGAUCGAUCUCGAAUUCGGAGGGGGACGAUGUCAGAGGGGAGGAAUUAGCUCGCAAGCUAGCAAUCGGCCAUGGGAGCAGCGCCGGCGCCUCGCUGAUCCACCGCAGGCAAGGAUGAGGCGGCUGCUGCUGGGGCUGGCGCUGCUGGCGCUGGCCUGCGGAGGCGCGCGGGCGCGGCCGCACGUAGAGACGGCCAGCGCCAACUUCACGCUGGGCACGGACGGGGCGCCGUUCAAGUGCAACGAGCGGGGUAAUCUGUGGUGCGGGGGCAACGCGAGCACGUCGAGCGUGGCGGCCGAGGGCGCGCUGACGCUGACGCCGACCAGCCGCAACCGGCCGGACGAGUUCUACUACAACACGUACGGGAUGGCGCUGUACACGGUGCCCAUCCAGCUGCUGGACGUGAAGAAGAACCGGUGGCACGGGUUCAGCACCUACUUCCGCUUCUCGAUCGAGCCGGCCGACUUCCUGCACCCGGGCGACGGCAUGGCCUUCGUGGUGCUCAACGUCUCGCAGUGGCCGGGCAGCCCCGGGGGCGCCUUCGGGGUGUACGACGGCAACGGGCAGCAGCUGGUGAAGACGCUGGCUAUCGAGUUCGACACGUUCCGGAACCUGGACUUCGGCGACAUCAGCAACAACCACGUGGGCGUGGACCUCGACAACCUCACCUCCAAAGCUUCACGCGAUGCCUCGGACGUGGGCAUCAUCCUGUACGGCGGCGCGCCCGUGCACGCAUGGAUCGACCUGGACGCCGCGGCGGGCACUCUGGAGGUGCGCAUCAGCGCCAACGCCUCGCGCCCCGCGCACGCCUUCCUCAACCACUCGCUGCUGCUGAUGGACGUGUUCGACGACAGCGGGCCCGUGUACGUGGGCUUCUCGGGCUCCAACGGGCUCUGCAGCUGCCACAACUUCUACACCGUGUACGACUGGCGCUUCGCCGUGCUGCCGGACGACGAGAAGGAGGACCUGGUGACGGGCUUCGUGGUGGGCACCGUGAUCCUGGUGGUGCUCUCGGCGCUGCUGAUCGGGCUCUGCGUCUGGGAGCGCAAGUACGCGUCGGACGCCGAGGCCUUCGAGGACGUGGAGGACCUGCUGGGCAUCGCCGACAGCCUGCGCUUCAGCUACAAGCAGCUGAGCGCGGCCACCGACCGCUUCCGCGAGGAGUCGAAGCUGGGCGAGGGCGGCUUCGGCAGCGUGUACCGCGGCGUCAUGCCCAAGACCAAGCAGCCGGUGGCCGUCAAGCGCGUGAGCAACAACUCGAAGCAGGGCAAGCGCGAGUUCGUGGCCGAGGUGUCCAUCAUCAGCCAGCUGCGCCACCGCAACAUCGUGCGCCUGCUGGGCUGGUGCAGCGACCGCGACAAGCUGCUGCUCGUCUACGAGCUCAUGCCCAACGGCAGCCUGGACAAGGCGCUCUUCCACGAGGACGAAUGGGUGCUGUCGUGGGCGCACCGCUUCCGCAUCAUCGCCGGCGUGGCCAACGCGCUGCACUACCUGCACGAGGGCUGGCGCCAGCAGAUCAUCCACCGCGACAUCAAGUCUAGCAACGUCAUGCUCGACCAGGACUUCAACGCCAUGCUCGGCGACUUCGGCCUGGCGCGCAUGGUCGACCGGCACCAGAACCCCGCCACCACCAUGGUGGCCGGCACCUUCGGCUACAUCGCGCCCGAGGUGCCCGUCACCGGCCGCUUCACCGACAAGACCGACGUGUACGCCUUCGGCGCCGUGGCGCUGGAGGUGGCCUGCGGCCGCGUGGCCUUCGACCAGUGGCUGGCGGCCGACGAGACCAUUCUGGUGAACUGGGUCUGGAGCCGGCUCGACGCCGGCGCGCUGCUCAGCGUCGUGGACCCGCGCCUGGAGAGCGAGUACGACGCGGCGCAGGCCGAGCUGCUGCUGCUGCUGGGGCUGCUCUGCUCGCACCCAAACCCCAACGACCGUCCGUCUAUGCGCCAGGUGGUGGACAUUCUGGAGGGCGUCGUGCCCAUGCCGCUGGUGCCGCCCUCGAAGCCGGCCUUCCCGUACCACCAGGUCGCGCUGCGCUACCGCAUGGAGGACCUGCUGAAGUCGUCGCCCAAUCUGACCUCCUUCGCGCCCAAUCCCGAUGACAACCCCUUCUCGCCCCACGACAACUCGUCGCUGUCCACGCCCGACGAGGCCGAGCCCCUGCUCCCCCGCAGCUCCACGCCCUUGGGCGGGAUCAGCGGCAACGUCACCCUCGUGCGGCUGAUUCGCAAUUUUUUCCGACAUUGAUCUCGCGCCGCCGGCCGAUUCAUUCCCCGCUUCGAACGAGCCUCGGCGCCUCCCACUGAUCCUGUAUAUACAGCCUUUUGUUGCAGCAAAACUGUUUGGACGCUCGCAGACGAUCCUCCUCUCCGAAAUUUGGGAGCCCAGAAGUGCCGAGUCCAGCCUUUGCGAACGCCCCGAUCACAUCUUCGGUCCGCGCUUCUGGUUCCCGAGAAAAAGUAUGCCACCAUCGCAUGCUUACUUGCACAGAGCUGCAGCAUUCUGACGCGCCUACCUCAGAAUGGCCUGAGCCUCGCAGGAUUCUGCACAAUUGCUGUUCUAGAAAUGUGAGGUUUCUGAUGGUGGAUGUAACAUGUCUCGUGAAUUCUAUGUCACUGUCCCUUUGCCCACUUUGGAUCCUGCGUUUCUUCGACAGAACGGGGAGCCCUGGACAAAGCAUCUGGAGCCUAACACUCCUCAAUCAUCCGUGUUUCGUUUGCACAAGUUGAUCUCUAAUGAAAACCUAUGCUACAGCAAUGAUUGUACAGAUUAUGGGCAUCCGACGAGAACACGAAUGGAAGCGUUUUUGACAGGCAGAGUUUUGGGAGAAUUCAACAUAUGGAUCAGAGUGUAUCAUAGUGGAUAAGUGAACUGAAUGCUCGCUACUAGAAAGACUCUCGGUCCAUAAGAGGCCGAGAAAUAUCUUUGCUAUCGGGUCUGUCUGGGACUGUCAUCGGCGGGAGUUGACCGCCGAUCUGCUUGGCUGGCUCUGCAAAUGUAACAUGUAUUUUCCAUGGUUUUUUACUCUAUAUCGGAUGCUCUUCAAUGAACAGAAUCGCGGUCCUAGUGGAGAAUCGCUGAUUACUCGAUCACAUUUCCAUGCU
Messenger RNA from Marchantia polymorpha subsp. ruderalis, 3629 nucleotides. NCBI's taxonomy places the organism in Eukaryota, Viridiplantae, Streptophyta, Marchantiopsida, Marchantiales, Marchantiaceae. The record is from the annotation of a GenBank genome assembly.